Canis lupus familiaris (dog) is the source of this 2917-nucleotide messenger RNA. RefSeq names its product cadherin related family member 5 (gene CDHR5). Lineage: Eukaryota; Metazoa; Chordata; Mammalia; Carnivora; Canidae. The transcript has 15 exons. Gene Ontology annotation, cellular component: plasma membrane. The record is from RefSeq and is a predicted model, not a curated record. Gene Ontology annotation, biological process: homophilic cell-cell adhesion. Bases 67 to 2331 code for a protein of 754 amino acids. Gene Ontology annotation, molecular function: calcium ion binding.
GGUCGCCCGCUGAGCCGCCACCCGGCAGCCAGCUGCGCACAGGGUCGAGCAGCGCGGCCCACGGAGAUGGGGGCUUGGGCCCUGCUGCUGCCGCUGCUGGUGGCCACGGCACGGGCCCAGGUCUGCGCCGUAAGCAACAACAUCUUCGAGGUCCAGGAGAACACGAUUCAGAGCGGGCCCCUGGCUCACAUCGACGUCCCCGCGGGCCAGCAGGUGACCCUCGGGUCGUCGUCCACUCCCUUCGCCUUUCGGAUCCAGGGGACUGAGCUGUUUCUCAACGUGACUCCUGACUAUGAGGAGAACACCCUGCUGGAGGCGCACCUGGAGUGCAAGAGUGGCAACACCGUGGUGACCCAGCUGAGGGUGAUUGUGUUUGUGCUGGACGUCAACGACAACCCACCCAAGUUCCCCUUUAAACUCCGGGUGGAGGACGUGCCCGAGGACAGUAAAGUGAACACCACUGUCAUCCCUGAGACGGAACUGGAGGCUCAAGAUCCCGACAAGGAUGACGUCUUGUUCUACACCCUCCAAGAGGUGACCCCGGGUGCUGGUAGCUUCUUCUCCUUGCUGGGCACCAACCUGCCCGCCCUGCGGCUGGACCGGCCCCUGGACUUCUACAAGUGGCAGAACAUGAGCCUCCUGCUGCUGGUGCGGGACACACAGGAGGAGAACGCCCAGCCCAGCCACACAGCCACGGCCACCCUGGUCCUGGACGUGCGGCCCGCCGACCUCCGGCCCCCCUGGUUCCUGCCCUGCGCCUAUUCAGACCUUUACGUCUGCAUCAACGCCGAGUACCAGGGGGCCAUCCCCACAGGCCACAGACUGCCAGCCCCCCUUGUCCUGCGUCCCGGGCCCAUCUAUGCCGUGGACGGGGAUCGGGGCGUCAACCAGCGUGUCCUCUACAGCAUCGUGACAGGACAAGACGACGGCACAUUUGCCAUCGACGCCAACUCGGGCAACCUCACCAUGACCAGGAGCGUUCCCAGCCCAAAGACCUUCACGCUGCUGGUCAAGGGUGAGCAGUCAGACGGCGCCCGCUACUCGGUGACCUGGGUCACGAUCGAGGCCCGAAGUGCCACUGGCAGCGUGCCCCAGUUCCCGCAGAGCCGCUACUAUGGCACCGUGGCGCUCAACUCUGCAGUGGGCGUGGAGAUCCGAGACACAGCCAGCCCCUCCCUGCCUCUGAGGGUCUGGGCUCAGGACCCCGACUUUCCGGACCUCAACUCCGCCAUCACGUAUCGCAUCACCAAUAACACCAAAUUCCGGAUGGAUGGCGAGAUCGUGCGGACCGCCGCCCAGCUGACCCAAAAGGGGGUCUCCUAUGCAGAGGUUGAGGCCAUGAACACCGUGACCGCAGGCACCGCCCGCUCGGUGCUGGAGAUACAGGUGCUGGAGCCGCAGGGACCCGCCCCCACAGGUUCAUCAGGGCCCCCAGAAACCCCCACACCCCCAGGGGCUGGAGGAACCACCAGCCUCUCGAGCAGCACUGCCUCAGAAGCCCCCAGGCCCCCGGGGCCCUCCCAGGGAUCCUCUACGACCAGCUCUGGGGGGGGCGCUGGCCCACAUCCCCCCACAACCACAACUCUGAGGCCACCAGCCUCAUCUACGCCCGGGGGGCCCCCCAGUGUGGGAACCAGCACCUCCCUCCCAUCAGCCUCACCCAGCGGGGGCUCAACACCAACACUGGAGCCAGGAACCUCUCAGCCGCUGGCCCCUGACCCCAGCAGGACCCCCCAGCCCUCAGCAGGACCGGCCCAGAGCCAAGCUGAGGACCGGCGCUUCUCUGCGGUGGACAUGGCGGCCCUGGGCGGGGUGCUGGGCGCGCUGCUGCUCCUGGCUCUGAUCGCCCUCGUUAUCCUGGGCCACAAGCAGUUCGGCAGGCGGCUCAAGUGCUGCUCCGGAAAAGCCCUGGACCACCAGGCGCUCGCCUUCGACAACCAGGCCUUCUCGGACCCCCAAGAGGCCAACUGGGCGCCGGCUCCGCGCGCCUCCCCCGGCCCCACGCGGGCGGGGCCCCCCGAGCCCCCCGAGCCCACGCCCCAAGAGGCCUCUGGCUCCGCAGCCGCGGGCCCUGCCCCCGGCGCCCCCGAGGCGGCCCGGGAUGGAGGCAGCCCCGCCGCCGUGAGGUCCAUCCUGACCAAGGAGCGGCGGCCCGACGAGGGCGGCUACAAGGCCGUGUGGUUCGGGGAGGACAUCGGGGCCGAGGCCGACGUGGUGGUCCUCAACGCGCCCGCCCCCGACGCGGCCCGCGCCCCCGACUCGGGCAGCGAGCACAGCGGCGACGGGGACGACGAGGACGGGGAGCCCGGCGGGGGCUCCACCUACGUCUAGCCCGGCGCCCCCCGCCCCCCGCGCAAAAUAAAGGCACGGUGUCCAAGCUCUGCUGCGCCAGGGUGCCCAGAGCCGCCGCCGGAGGGGAAGGCGUGGCCUAUGCGUCCCCUCCCCCACCCCUCCCCCCCGCCCCCCGCAGCUCUGCGUCCCGCUUCCCGUAAACCACCUGCCGCCUCGGGGCUUCCCGGGCUGGAGCCAGCUGGCGGCCCAAGUUCCUCUCCCGGUGUGACCGCGGCCGCACCCUGCGCGGCGGGGGCACCCCUUCUUUGCCUGGGGGCUGAGGGGCCCCCCUCGGGAACACUACUCUGGAGGGCGAGGUCCCGGGCCUGCGGGGCGCAGCGGCCGCAGCGGGGACAGAACCCCUCUGGGGGCCUCCUCAGGGGGGGACCUCCCUGACCCUCGUGGGCCCUCCGCGCUUUUCCUGAUGAAAAGGCAUCCCCAAUGCCGUUCCAAAUGUCUUAUUCUAGGGAUCCCUGGGUGGCGCUGCGGUUUGGCGCCUGCCUUUGGCCCAGGGCACGAUCCUGGAGACCCGGGAUCGAAUCCCACGUCGGGCUCCCGGUGCAUGGAGCCUGCUUCUCUCUCUGCC